GUGAACUGAGCCAAGAAGAUGUCACAAAGAAUGAAUAUUUCCCUUCUCCUCAUCUUUUGCCUUGUGGCUGUGGGUCAAGCUGAGCUGCGUCUGUACCAUCCUUUGUUGACCCUGCAUCAGCAGCCCACGCUGGCCAAGGUGGGUCACCUAGUGGAUCAUGUUCCCACUGCUGUUUCCCACCAGAGCUCCACCAUUGUCCAUCGAAGUGUUCCCAGGAUUACACCACUGCUGACUCCUGCUCUGCGGACUACUUACCUUCACUAUCCUAGCUGGAGUUAUCCACUCUACGAGGGAGCCAACACCCUGUACAGAAAGUAAUGGUUCUGAACAGCAGGAAUCCUUAAAUCGGAGUUUAUUCAGUUUUAAAAUGGAAUUC
Drosophila serrata is the source of this 376-nucleotide messenger RNA. RefSeq lists its product as uncharacterized. NCBI's taxonomy places the organism in Eukaryota, Metazoa, Arthropoda, Insecta, Diptera, Drosophilidae. The record is from RefSeq and is a predicted model, not a curated record.